Zymoseptoria tritici IPO323 is the source of this 1758-nucleotide messenger RNA. RefSeq lists its product as uncharacterized. Gene Ontology annotation, molecular function: carboxylic ester hydrolase activity. The coding region runs from base 1 to 1758 and encodes 585 amino acids. The record is from RefSeq and is a predicted model, not a curated record. NCBI's taxonomy places the organism in Eukaryota, Fungi, Ascomycota, Dothideomycetes, Mycosphaerellales, Mycosphaerellaceae. The transcript is spliced from 2 exons.
AUGAACGGCGUGAACGUCGCUGCAUCGCCGGUGCCGCAUGGCAAUUCCGGUUCGCAACCAGCAUAUGGGAACUCCGGUCCGCCCGCCUCAAAUGGGAACUCUGGCUCGCCCGCCUCAUGUGGUUAUCCUGGUGGACCCGCCACGGCCACUCUGGACGCAGGAGUCAUACAUGGAAUCUCGACAUCACUACCCUCAGCGCCGCAACCUACCGUAAACAAGUUCCUGGGCGUACCAUUCGCAGCACCGCCGAAGCGAUUCUCGCCGCCCGAGAAGCCUCAGAGCUGGUCAGAACCAAUCGACGUCACUUCCUACAAGCCAGCUUGUAUUCAACAGUUUAGCUAUCCAAAGGUCCGCUCAGACUUCGCCAAAAAUGUGUUCAACACCCCUGCGCCUGAAGAGAGCGAGGACUGCUUGUACCUGAAUGUGUACAGUCCUUCAUCGCCAGCUCCUGCAGAUGGCCGCUCAGUGCUCUUCUGGAUCUACGGCGGCUCCCUCGAAUUCGGCAACGCCGGUAAUGCCAACUACGACGGCAGUAUCCUCGCUGCCUACCAGGAUGUCAUCGUAGUCACGGUCAAUUACCGAACGAACGUCUUCGGCUUCGCUAGCAGCGACGAGAUCCCGCUUGACCAACGUAAUCUUGGCUUCUACGAUCAACGUCUGGGUCUGGACUGGGUUCAGCGCAACAUUGCUGCUUUUGGAGGAAGUCCCAACAAGGUCACCCUGUUCGGAGAGAGUGCCGGUUCAUUCUCUAUUGAUGCGCUGUUGACUUCGUAUUCCAAGGAUGACCGUCCACCUUUCCGGGGAGCCAUUCUGGAGUCAGGCCAAAUCAGCUACAGCGCCAGCGCAAACCCAAGCACUGUCCCUGCAUGGAAUCAACUCGCUGCAUCGUUCAACUGCCCUGAGUCGAGCACGCUAGAAUGUCUGCGCAACGUUCCUGCAACAGACAUCAAAAAAUACAUCGAAGAGAACGCCCUCCACUUCAACUACGCAUUCGACGGCGUCACCGCCUUCCGCGAUGCCGCCAACCGUCGAAAGAACGGACAGAUCGCGAAGAUUCCCAUCCUGAUCGGCAGCAAUGCGCAAGAAGGCCGCAUCUUCCAAGUCGGCCAGAACAGCCAAGAAGCCUCUCGUGCUUACAUCGAUGCCAUCUCCGGCAAUCAGACAGCCUAUGGCAACAUGAUUGAAGCAGCAUUCCCUCUUGGAUCUCCUGGUAUAACCUCCUACUACGACCAGAUCUCCCAGAUCAACACCGAAUACCGCUUCCAGUGCGGCUCUGCCAAGGUCGCCAACGACUCGGCAGCCUCUGGCAUCCCCGCUUGGAGAUACUACUUCAACGCCUCAUUCCCCAACACUCAGAAGUUCCCUCAAUUGGGCGUAUACCAUGCCAGCGAGAUUCCAAUCGUCUUCGGGACCUAUCCUCGCACCAAUGUUACCACUCAGCAAUAUGCUCUGUCCACCGCCAUGAUGGGCAUGUGGGCUCGAUUUGCAAAGAACCCGAAGAGUGGUCCAGGCUGGAAUCCUGUUUCAACCGGUGUGGCCAGCGAGGUUCUCGUCGGAUCGGCGGACGUCGGCAUGGGUGGGAUGUAUAUCGAUGGCAUGGGCAUGCCUACACAAGGAGCGUACGACCUUGCGGUCUUGGGCAAUCGACAUAACGCUCUGUCGUCGGGUGUGACGAUCAUUGAUCAGUCAGAGGUGGACUACAGAUGUGCGAUAUUCGAGCCGGCCUACGCAGCUAUCUUGUCGGGCGCAGGGACGUAG